Messenger RNA from Fonsecaea monophora, 1158 nucleotides. RefSeq lists its product as hypothetical. Gene Ontology annotation, biological process: protein phosphorylation. Bases 1 to 1158 code for a protein of 385 amino acids. NCBI's taxonomy places the organism in Eukaryota, Fungi, Ascomycota, Eurotiomycetes, Chaetothyriales, Herpotrichiellaceae. The transcript has a single exon. The record is from RefSeq and is a predicted model, not a curated record. Gene Ontology annotation, molecular function: ATP binding; protein kinase activity.
AUGCAGAAUCCGGACUACACAAUUGACCGCAUGACCAAGCUUGACGAUGACAACAUUUUGAUCAGAUCUCGCUUCCGGGGGAGGGUAUUCGACAUUGAAUUUGGACCAAAUGACCUCCACGAUCCAGCGAGUCCAAUCGGUUCACAGCCCUUCGAGCAACAGUACCUCGAUGCGCUUCAACAUUCAUUCGGUGAUGAUGAAUCUGCGGAAGCUUCUGAAGCCGAUGAAGACGAUGCGGCUACCGACUUCUCUGAUUGCAGUGGUCGUUUCGAUACGGCCGCCUCUCCGAUGUCGAGCGAAUGUGGUUGCGAAGAGGAUCCUGUCAUAGCCUUUGCUGUGGGACCAUUUUUGACACACAGAACCUUCGAAACUUUUGCCCCGGAAUCAUCAACACCUUGUCUCAAUACCUUACAAGACGUCCUUCACCCUCCGCUUCUGUCGUUUACCCUACGUGUAGUUGGAGGAGAUCUCGUCCCGAUCAGCCGGUCUCCAGAGAAAUUGGAAACCGCGGAUCCACCCUGGGCUACUGUCUGGAAAUCUGAGCAUUGGCUCGAAUACCCUCAUGUCGAAGCAAAAGACAUCACUUUGGCUCAAACUUCUCAGACAUCCUCAAAUACCAACCUCGUUAUGUUCAACAACCGCAUAUGCUGGUUUAAGCCUGUUUUGGACUACGUCGAUAGUCCUCCAUAUAUUCGAGAGAUCGAUAUACUCUCCAAGCUCUCUCGGGAAAAUCUCAGCCACAGACUACGCUGCCCGCAGAUAGAAGCUAUUGUACUUGAUGACAAGGAUGGUAACAGGGGAUUUAUCAACGGUCUUAUUCUCUCCGCCAUCUACCCCAACAAUGGGACCAUAGCAGAUCGAGUCAACGGACCAGAAGGGCUAUCUCUCCCCAUGGCGCUAUGUGAACGCUGGUAUCGUGAUAUCGAGGACAUGGUACAUUUAUUGCACGAAAAAGAUUUUGUCUGGGGCGAUGUUUCGCCGAACAACAUGGUCAUUGACGCGAACGAAAAUGUCUGCAUGAUUGAUUUUGGGGGUGGAUACACGGAGGGCUGGGUCGACGAGGAAGACAGGGAGACCAAGAAAGGGGAUCUAGAAGGACUCAAGAGGAUCAAGGAGUACUUGUUGGAUAUGGACCGGACAGGAGAUGCCACAGAGUGA